UUUGUUUGUUUCAGGGCUGCCACUCAGUCGCAGACCCGCCUCCUCCUCCUCCUCCUCCUCCUCCUCAGCAGCAUCCAGGUCUCCUCCGUCCACUCAACAGGUUGAUCCAACAUGCCGAGUCGAAGCCCGUGUCUCCGUCCCAGGCUGUGCGCGCUGGACAAAGGGGACAACGGCUACGGCUUCCACCUCCACGGGGAGAAAGGCAAAACCGGACAGUUCAUCCGGUUAGUGGAGCCCGACAGUCCGGCAGAAAGCUCCGGGCUGCGAGCCGGAGACCGGCUGGUUUUUGUGAACGGAGAGGACGUGGACGGCGAGAGCCACCAGCAGGUCGUGUCCCGGAUACGAUCCACCGAGGGCCGGCUGGAGCUGAUCGUGGUUGAUCCGGACACGGAGCAGCUGCUGAAGAAACACAACAUGAAGUGUCUGAAAGAGUUUGUCACCGACGGAAUCCCGGUACCCUGCGAGGAGGAGGAGGAGAAAGAGGAGGAGGAGGAGGAGGAGGAGGAGGAGGAGGAGGAGAAAGAGGAGGAGGACCGGGGUGAGACACGCGGGAGAGGAGUGGAGGUGGAGGCCGUGGUGGUGGAGGGGACACCCAGGGAGUCCACGCCGGUCCCGGAGACAAACGGGGAAAUCCACGAGCACGUGGAGAAAAAACUGAGCAUCAACUGUGACGAGAAAGCGUCCACAUCUCUGCGACCACGUCUCUGCGUGAUCCAGCAAGGGUCUAAUGGAUACGGCUUCAAUCUGCACAGCGAGAGGGCGCGGCCGGGACAGUACAUCAGGGCUGUGGACGAGGACUCUCCCGCAGAGAGAGCAGGCCUGCAGCCCAAGGACAGGAUAGUUCAGGUAAAUGGUGUGACAGUAGAGGGGAAGACGCAUUCAGAAGUGGUGGCUGCCAUUAAAGCGGGUGGGAGUGAGACCCACCUUCUGGUUGUCGAUCCCGAAGCAGACACCUUCUUCAAACGGUGCAGAGUGACUCCGACCUUGGACCACCUCACUGGUCCACUGCCUGAGCCGGCUGUUAAUGGAGGGAUGGACGACAAGGUGAACUGUAAAGAGGCCAUCGAAUCAGAGAGGCACUCAAAGCUGUCAGUCAGUCCUUCUCCAUCCAAUGCAUCAUCCAACGCUUCGCUUACAACUCCACCCACAAACACUCUACCUGAGGGUUUGGUUGUUGAUACCAUCCCAGCUCUCAACCUGAGCCUCCAGCAGGUCAAAGAGCUCGCUCACCAGAAACGUUCCAACAAGAGAGCACCACCCAUGGACUGGACCAAGAAAAAUGAACUCUUCAGCAACCUAUAGGCCACCACACACACACACACACACACACACACACAUACACAUACUGACCCCAAACACCCACACAGAUUCUAUUAUAGCCCCUCUGACCCACAUAAGUUUAGAACGAGCCUUUCUAUAAAAUAUUGUAUUAUUAUUAUUCUUCAUGAUGCUAUAUUCCAGAUAUUAUAUGUAGAGGAUCGUGUUCUACUAACCAUGGAAGAUGCAAAUGCCAAUGAACGAGAGAUCAGAGGGUGGUGUGAACAAGAGAUCACGGUGUGUGUGUGUGUGUGUGUGUGUGCUCUCAGAGGGCCUGAUAUCCAGAGUUUGAUUCCUGUGGAAAUUAGCUGGAGGACAUUGACAUGGGGUUAAUGACACAUGGCUUCUGUUCAUCCAUUUCUUAACCAUAUGUAAAAACAUUAAAGUGUCUCAUGUUAAGAACAUUGGCACCAGUCAAAUAAAAGCAGCCUGACAAUCA
Messenger RNA from Thalassophryne amazonica, 1756 nucleotides. RefSeq names its product Na(+)/H(+) exchange regulatory cofactor NHE-RF1-like. Gene Ontology annotation, molecular function: signaling receptor binding; protein-membrane adaptor activity. The transcript is spliced from 6 exons. Lineage: Eukaryota; Metazoa; Chordata; Actinopteri; Batrachoidiformes; Batrachoididae. The record is from RefSeq and is a predicted model, not a curated record. Gene Ontology annotation, cellular component: apical plasma membrane. Gene Ontology annotation, biological process: protein localization to plasma membrane. Bases 112 to 1302 code for a protein of 396 amino acids.